UGUCUGCCCUUUUCUUUCACUCACCCUGCCCCCCUUGCUCUGUCCUCGUCACCCGCCCCCUUUCUCUCUCUCCCUCGCUCCUUCAGUCUCCAGUCUGCUUCUGUUGUCUCGGCGGCUGGUAGGGUCUGGGAGAGAGGAUCUCGCGAGUCUUGGAGUUUUGGUGAGAGUUUGUGGAAGAUGGCGCCUGUUGUGACAGGGAAGUUUGGGGAGCGCCCUCAACCACAGCGCCUGACGAGAGAAGCCAUGCGGAAUUACCUCAAGGAACGAGGAGACCAAACUGUGCUCAUCCUACACGCUAAAGUUGCACAGAAAUCAUACGGCAAUGAAAAAAGGUUUUUCUGUCCUCCCCCUUGUGUGUAUCUGAUGGGCUGUGGAUGGAAGAAGAAGAGGGAGCAGAUGGAGCGAGAAGGCUGUUCGGAGCAGGAGUCUCAGCCCUGUGCCUUCAUCGGCAUCGGCAACAGUGACCAGGAGAUGCAGCAGCUAAACUUGGAGGGGAAGAACUAUUGCACAGCCAAAACAUUGUACAUCUCAGACUCAGACAAACGCAAGCACUUCAUGCUGUCGGUGAAGAUGUUCUACGGGAACAGCACAGACAUCGGCGUCUUCCUCAGCAAGAGGAUCAAGGUCAUCUCCAAACCUUCCAAAAAAAAACAGUCCCUCAAAAAUGCAGACCUCUGUAUAGCAUCAGGAACGAAAGUGGCGUUAUUUAACCGACUUCGCUCGCAGACGGUCAGUACACGUUACCUGCACGUAGAGGGAGGAAACUUUCACGCCAGCUCACUGCAGUGGGGAGCCUUCUACAUCCACCUCUUGGAUGAUGAAGAGUCUGAGGGAGAGGAGUUCACUGUGCGAGACGGCUACAUUCACUAUGGCCAAACUGUCAAACUCGUGUGCUCUGUGACGGGCAUGGCUCUUCCUCGACUGAUUAUCCGUAAGGUGGAUAAGCAGACCGCCUUGCUGGAUGCAGAUGACCCUGUCUCCCAGCUGCAUAAGUGUGCCUUUUACCUGAAGGAUACGGAGAGGAUGUACCUGUGCCUUUCUCAAGAGAGGAUCAUCCAAUUUCAAGCUACUCCAUGCCCAAAGGAACCAAAUAAGGAGAUGAUAAAUGAUGGUGCCUCCUGGACAAUCAUCAGCACUGAUAAAGCAGAAUACACCUUCUAUGAGGGCAUGGGCCCUGUAUACACCCCCGUCACACCCGUGCCUGUGGUCGAGAGCUUACAGUUAAAUGGUGGAGGAGACGUAGCAAUGCUGGAGCUGACAGGACAGAACUUCACUCCAAAUCUGCGGGUGUGGUUUGGUGAUGUAGAGGCAGAAACCAUGUACAGGUGUGGCGAGAGCAUGCUGUGCGUCGUCCCAGACAUCUCGGCGUUCCGCGAGGGCUGGCGGUGGGUGCGGCAGCCGGUGCAAGUCCCUGUAACGCUGGUCCGUAACGACGGUAUCAUCUAUUCCACGACGCUCACGUUCACAUACACGCCCGAACCCGGUCCCCGUCCACACUGCAGCGCGGCCGGCGCCAUCCUCCGAACGGGCAACACCAGCUUGCUUUCCACGACCGGCAACAGCGCGGGAGGGAACGGAGAAACGGCACCCUACGGUGCCAACAGCACAUCUAACGCCGUCACAGCGUCGUCCUCUAAUGCAGCCGCGGCUGUGGUGUUAUAACACACGCAGCAGCGCUCACAAACUCACAAUGUGCUAUGCGUGAAACAAAUUCAACAGACUACGAACUGUUUGUAAAAGUGCUGCAUAUUGAAUUUCAACAUAAAAUCCCGGAGAUGAAAAACAAGGGAUAGAUGGGCGAAAAAGGCAAAACCUGUGGCGAGGGCAAAAUAUUUGAGAAUGGUUCUCCUGUGCCCUCUUGUGGUUUUCUGUAAGGAGCCGGUCUGGUGCUAGCAAUAGACAAUGCCUGAAAGGAAACACCAGCACCUGUCAACAGGUGUAGAAGACAUGGAGACGAGACCACAGCAAUGAUACAUCAGCCGUGUACAAAAUGCGUCGACUGAAAAUGAUGUUCAGUCUCUUACGUUUCUUCCUUCCGGUCUGUGUGUGUGUGCGAUUGGGUGAGAUGUAUCAUAGCCUGGGAGGUCUAAACUCUUAGGAAAAGGGUCACAUUGAAAUUGUGAGAUGACAGUUUUUAUGGACCAAGGAUAUUGUAUAAGCUUUAGUAAAGGUACAAUUUUUUUUUUUUCCCUCCAUACCUUUUUUAUAUCAAACAUUAUAGUACGCUUUUGUUACCAAAUAGGUUCUGUUCCUCCUCUGAGCUUUUUCUGUAUAUAGCUACUUUCAUAUACAUCUGUUUGGUUGGACUCCUUCAGUUUUGAUACUUUGUAUUUUGUAAAACCAUUAUUUCUUUCCCCCUUUUUUGUUUUCCAUUCAUUUUAGUCGUUUUCAUUUUUCAUUUGGAAGAAACUCAGAGGGCCUGUUUUUUUUAUCCUUCGUUUUUAUGAAGUCUUUAAAAAGAAAAGAGCUUUAAGCAAUGCCUCUGCCUUGCCUGCAUUACAAUAUGCGCUACGCUUCCUUUAAGCAUUUCAUCGAUGUGUCUAGAUCUCACGAAAGGAACAAUGCCAUCUUUCUGUCUUAUUUGGGAAUUUAAACCAGAAAAUACAAAAUAGAGGCUUUAGGUGCAACGUGUCUCUUCGAUACGGUAGCCAUAGUGUAGUUGACUUGUUUUAGAGCACUGGUAGGAUCUCACAUAUCAAUAUCAGAAAGUUCGCUGUAGUUGGAUAUUUGUAACGUUAAAGUUCGGACACGAGUUUAGACUCCUACAGUUUUAGUGCCGUUUUUUUUACUGUUUCCUUUCUCAAAUUCAGUUGUUUGUCUUCCUAAACGUCCAUUUGCAUUUUUUAAAAUUUGAAAUGGUCUCAAAAGCGGAUGAUUUGGAGACGUGCUCUUCUAUUAGAUGUGGCCUUACUGGAACAAAGGUUCCCCGUUUAGUUCACUCCUUCAAAAGGAAGUGUACAAACGCGACCCGAGGAACCAAGCCUUGCAUUUUGAACAUUUUACAUGCGAUUUUUGAUAUUUAAACUCCCUUAAACUUUCGUUUGGAUUUAGAAGAUUUAAAUGUGUAAUAGAUACAAACAUACCCAAAGAUAUUAUAUUGCAUUUGUUGUCUCUGUUUUUUGAAUAUUUGAAGAGUAUGUUGGGAUUUGUGGCCUCUCGCACACCAAAAGUAGGAAGCUUUACUCCGUUGGUCAUUGAUGUGUUUAUCGUGGCCUUGGUGUCUCACCAACUAGUAGGCUAGUAUUAAUGACAAAAAAAAAAAAAACCUAGCUGUAAUGAACUCAUCAACCAGCACUAAUAGUGUUUUGUGACUUUCUUUUUUAUGUACAGUAAUUUAACUCUUGAAUUUUAUGCGUCCAUUUGUAAAAAAAGAAAAAAAAAUGAAAGAGAAAAAAAACAAAAAAAGACGAACCAUUCAGCCAUUCUGUUAUUUUUUUCGUGUGUCUGUGGCUCUUAACCCAGUUAUGUCCUUGGUGUUUCUCGUCGAAACGGUUGGGUGUUGUUUAGUGUCCGAGUUUGUCCUUAUCUUAUAUGUUAUUGUCUGGAUAGUAAAAGGACAUCAUGGGACUAGAAACAUGGAAGUAAAUGGCCUUUAAAUAAGUGUCUCAAAGAUGUAAGCAUACAGCAAUACUGUAUAGGUCACUUUUUGUGUCUGUGGAAAUAGCCACUGAUUUUUCACCAGCCUGAUCCACAGCAUAUGUGGUCAUGAAGAACAGCUGGCUCAACUAGAGUCAUCUUCACUUUCUUUUACACGUCAUACUAAUUUAACCAGACACCUUUUUGGUAGAUUUGUAGAUUUGCGUGGAUCCUCCGCUGUCUUCCUUACAUGGAAAAUCUGUAGUGUAGUACAAGUAGGCGACCCGUCAAAUAAGGCAAUACUCCAGCAUUGUAGGCCUAUAAUGUAGUAUAUUUCGGGAAAAAACUGUAACUUGAAUGUUUCUGCAAAAAAAAGUUCACUUGUUGCCUCCACUAGCUUUUUCUUUUCGCCAUCUUCAGCAACAUUGUCUCUCUUUCUUGCUAAACAUGUCUUUAUUCUGUCCUUGAUGGCCUCUUUGCAAAAAUCUUCCAUGAGGUGGUUCAACCAGAAGCUCUUGCACUUGGUUUCCCAGAAUUCUUCCAUUUGAACAUAUUCUUGCAAUUCAGUAUCAUGUAAGCGCACACUUCCAUUUGGAGGAAGAUGGCACUGGGCAAAAGCAUGGAUGCAAAUUUAACUAUGCCCACAUUAAGCAGUCCAUUUAAUUGCUAAUAUUUGAUGCUUUUUCAUUUAAGUGAUUGUCAUUGUCAGAGCUUACCAUGUAAUGUGGUAUUGUGUUUUUCCUUUUCUUCCCUUGAUUUAUAUAGCUUCAUGACCCCAAAAAGAAAAACAAGUGCUUUAAGCCAGUCCGCCUUGAAACGAUACAGCAUCAUUGAAACAAUUCCUACACAAACUAAAGAAGCGAUUAAUUCAGACCGUAAAUUCAGUGUGACUUUAUCACGUUUUCAUUAGCGUAGCACAAUAUAUCAACAUAUCCGAACCGCUCCGUCACUCUGAUUACUGCCUCUGUUCCACGUUUUGUUUACAUUGUGGAUUCGCUCAGUUCUGCCCCUCACUUACUGUGGUGUUAAAGUGCAUUAUGUUGCUCUCUGAACAAACCGAUUGACAAUCUUGCUGUUUUUUACUGUUUACAUGUUUAUUUUAAUUUUUUUUUUUGAAGGUGUUGAGCUUUAGAAUGAAGGAUUUGUUCUGACCCAUAUCUGAAACUGGCAUGUUGAGAAACUGUGUGUUUAAAUCACACAGGAUACAUUCUAACAAAAUGCAUAAAAUUGCAUUAUAUCAUUUUUCUGUCAGUUAUAAAUCAGUUGAAGAGGUCAUGUACCAAGCCUUAAAAAACACAUUUAAUGGCAAUCCGAGUGAACAAAUUGUUAGUUUUUUCUUUAAAAAUCAGAGUCAGCUGGUGUCAUUUAUACGUAUCUAUUGGUUUUAUAUUUCUUCAUUAACUUUGCUCUUCCAAAAACUCCUUAUUUUGAGCUCUGAUCAAUGUAUAGAUGAUAUGCCAAAUGUCUUAUACUUACAUUUUCAUGCACUGCUUAUCAAACAUGGCACGAGAGGCAGCUUUUCAAAGAUAUCUCAGUAGUUCUAAAAAAAAUCAAAUAAAAGAGGUUGGGAAAAUGCCCCGUAGUAGACAAACACAGUGGUAAUCUUUAGCGGCUUUCUAGUUCCAUACUUCCAUACAAAGAGCUUAAUUGGUCAUAAUUUUGUCUUGUUUUGCCUUUUGGACAUAAAUGUGUAAUCAAAGGCUUAUAUAGCUUUUUCUGUUUUACCAUCUGGAGAGUUUUGUGGCAGACUAACCACAUGUGUUGUAUCAAGUUGUUAUGCCUUUUAGGACGGUUUUAGUUUGGUAAUUCACCCUCUCUGCUGGUUUUGCACUUAGAGAAAACCACAUUUGUCUAGAUUAGUUGCUUACGGAGUGUAACGGUCACUUUUCAUGUAAAGCAAUCCUGCUGUGCCUAAUUUGAUGCUCUGUGCUAGGCUUUACAUGUGCAGUUUGUCCUUCACCCCUCUUAACCUUUCACUUCCCCUUUGUCAGUGUUUCUUUCUUUUAUUGCUCCUUCUUGGUCUGUUCUAGUUAUAAUAUUCAGAGGUAUCAGUAUGGUAGCAAUCUCAGUCCUUAAUGGGCCGCUGAUGUUAGGAUCAUGUGCCCUAAUGUGAAACAAGGGGGCAAAAACAUUAGUUCUGUUUCAUUUGUCUGUUUGAUUUUGUACAUAUUGCACCUGCUCAGUUCCAUAUGUCAUUAAAUAAUAAAACUGCAAAUAUUGGCAUAAAA
Molecule: messenger RNA, 5804 nt
Organism: Onychostoma macrolepis
Lineage: Eukaryota; Metazoa; Chordata; Actinopteri; Cypriniformes; Cyprinidae
Gene: rbpjb
Product: recombination signal binding protein for immunoglobulin kappa J region b
Exons: 11
Coding region: 178-1662 (494 amino acids)
Biological process (GO): Notch signaling pathway; regulation of transcription by RNA polymerase II
Cellular component (GO): nucleus; MAML1-RBP-Jkappa- ICN1 complex
Molecular function (GO): RNA polymerase II cis-regulatory region sequence-specific DNA binding; DNA-binding transcription activator activity, RNA polymerase II-specific
Source: RefSeq, a predicted model, not a curated record